Molecule: messenger RNA, 1456 nt
Organism: Megalops cyprinoides (Indo-Pacific tarpon)
Lineage: Eukaryota; Metazoa; Chordata; Actinopteri; Elopiformes; Megalopidae
Product: transmembrane protein 150A-like
Exons: 8
Coding region: 200-1045 (281 amino acids)
Source: RefSeq, a predicted model, not a curated record
AAAGAGCACAUUUAAGCUUUUUUCGCCGUGUAAGACUUGGCGGACGCGGGAAGUAAGAAGAAGAAAGUUUCUGCGAGUACGGAGGCGCAAGGAAAGAGACGGUGCUGGCGGCGAGAGGGCGGCGAAGGAGACGGGAGGGAGCGGACUGCCGGGUGUGUUUACGCUGGAGAGGUUUCGCUGGCGGAUCGGAGAGCCGAAGAUGUCGCUUUGGAUGAUUUUACCUGUAAGCCUGCCGGUCUUGACAAUCACUGGAAUAUGGGUCGUAUAUGCCAUGGCCCUGUACAACAGGCACGUGUGUCCUGUGGAUAACUGGGUGUAUAACCAGUCCUGUGAGGAGAAGCUGUCGCUGCAGAGGGGUCCUGUACUGUGUUGCACCUUGGACAAUGUGCCACUCAUCAGUAAGUGUGGUACCCUGCCUCCAGAGAGCUGCUUCUUCAGUCUCAUCUGCAGCACCGGCUCCUUCAUGGUGAUGGUGAUUGGUCUGCUGCGUUACGGCCAUGUCAUUGAGAAGCACCAGAACUGUGUGCUGAACACGGCAGGUCUCUCCACAGGCUGGAUCUGCGCUGCCGGGCUCAUUAUGGUGGGGAACUUCCAGGUGGACUACGCCAAGGUGCUGCACUAUGUGGGGGCGGGCGUGGCCUUCCCUACCAGCAUGCUGUUUGUGUGCCUGCAGUCAGCACUGACCUACCGGCUGGCCAAGACGCAGGCCGAGUACGGCGUGGGACACCUCCGCCUGGGCCUCACCCUGCUGGCCUUCGUCUCCCUCGUGCUCAGUGGUGUCUUCUUUGUUCAGGAGAGCUUUGUGCUGCAGCACGCCUCGGCCAUCUUCGAAUGGGUCUUCUGUGUCAUCAUCAUGCUCUUCUACGGGACGUUCGCCUUCGAGUUCGGGGAUGUGUCCAGUGACACCCUGAUGGUGCUUGCCAGGGGCGGGGGGGGUGGUGGAGGUGGGGGCGGCCUUUCGCGCAGUGGCAGGGGGCACAAGGUGGAGGGAAUCGGGGGGCCCGCCCACCUGCAGCACCAGCCCGAGAGCAUAGCCAUGCUGUAGCUGGACUAGCAGCAGGCCUUACCGCUCAGACACAGGAGCAGGGUGCCCCCUGGCCCGCUCGGGUUUGAACAUCGCUAAGAUGCCAAAGCCUUUAACUUUAUCCAAAGCCUUUUUCUUUCUGUCUUCUCAUUCCGUGACUAAGAAAGGAAUGCCAGUAUUCCGCUGCUGUUUUGCCACGUGUUUCCGAGCAUACAGCCAAAAGCGGUCCAGCGCUGUCCGACACUGAUGAUGUCACCAGAGUGCCGCCUGGAUGAUGUCAUCAGAUUGCUGAGGGACCGGGGGGCCAGGAGGUUGCUGGGAGCCCCAGCCCCAUCAUGCAUUUCUGCCCCAUAGGAUGGGGCCGAAGCCUUAAGUCUCAGCAGCCCAUGUGUACAAUGCACAUACACACACACACACACACACACAUGCAUG